UCGCUUUUACCUUUUUGUGAGCGAGGAGGGAUUCCUAGGAGUAUAAAACGGUAAGGAGCCGAUUCGCGUGUCAGUAUGUGUGUAGUUUCAAUUUGCCCUAAGAGACUCGGUCUGUCAAGGUAGCCGCGAAAGCCCUCUUCGACUUCUUUUCUUCUCUUUGUCAUGGCGGAUUUCAUUUCGCUCGUGAGUAACCGAAUGAGUUGCAAAACGAUUUUCACUCGAGCUUGAUCCAAUGGAAAUUUUCAAUUCGACGAUCGUGAUCUCGCUUCGUUAGAUUUUUCUUUUUUAUGUCACAAUCUGAUCUUUCGACUGGAAUUUAAAUGUUCAUAGUUUUUUUUUUUAAUCUGGAUCGAUUUUUAAAUUGUACUUUCGAUUAUUGUUGGCAGAGAGAUUGAUUGGUUUUGUCAGUUUACGAAGAUUGAUAGAGGAUUACGAGCAUUAAUUUAUAGCGAAACUGUUCCACUUUCAGAGUAUAGUAAUUUUUGGUUGCGUCCUGCUAACCCGCGCAGAGCCAGCAACACCGGUCAACAGUACGUAUAUCUUAAACUUAAAAAUUCUUCUUCUUAAUCUCGCUAUCACAAAGAAAUUGUUCUGUUUAAAAAAACCUUCUGUCUGCAAAUAAAGAAUCUUUCUUUGUGAAGGCUAUUCUAUCAACGGGGAGAGCAAUGGCUUCGAAUACAACAGCAACAUCAUCAACGGUGCCUACGUACCCAGUAAAGAAGGCCACCGAGAAAACAUGGACUUUUACGGCGGGGCAAAUAGUGGACACUCGUUGACCAACAGCAGGAGCCAAACGAGCCACGAGGAAAGUUUAAGAAGCAACUCUUACACCGGAUUUUCACCCAGUUCCCACAACGCUGGUUUCCCUAGUAGUUACACCACCACUGCCACUCGCGAGAAUCUCGCCUCGGUCCCUUACAUGUCCAGCAACGCUGCCCAGUCCAGUUUCGAUAACUACAAUGGCAACAACAACAACGGAGAUUCGACUUUCGAAGCUUACACGCAGGGCAGCGAUCAAGUCGCGUCGGAUUUCGAUCAACUGUCCGCUACCAACAGGCACAAGAAUCUUUCUUACAUGAGAUUCUCCGAUAACGUGCCCGGUGCUACUAGUACAGGAAGCUAUCCGGAACUGGGCAUAGAAGCUUCCACCUUCAGAGGCGACUAUUCCGGAGAUCCUUUCAGGGGUCACACGUCUCAAAGCGCAGGAUUCAUGGACAGUGUGGAUCCAACUUUCAACAGGGAGGUCUCCAACCUCUUCGGCAGCUCUAACGGCGACUAUUCGUACGGAAAGCAGAAGGAGAAUGCUUUCGGUAUCGGAGGAAGCAGCAAGUUUGUGAAUGAGAUCUACUCGAUGCACCCUGAUACUCGCUACGUGCGAGGAAGUCACGGCAGUAUGGGCCGCGAUUACCCCUCUUCCAUGUUCUUGUCCAACUCUGGGAGUAGCCCUUUCAGCAAUGUUCGGGGAGCUGCAGCUGCAGCUUAUGGUUCCGGUAAAUACAAGUAUAACAAGUAUCUGGGUGAUUACACCUCCACUGCAGGUUUGAACUAUCUCUCUAAGGAGCAAGAGCUUGAUUACUUGCUUAAUAAUUACGGUAAAAGCGGUGGGAAACUGGCUACGAUUAAAGAAGCCAGGCCAAGCAGUAUCGCCAGUCAACUUUAUCCCGGUGGACCUUCUUCCUAUCUUAGCAAGGUUGUUGGAGGUUACAAAAGUAAGCCAAGCAUUAUGAACCUGUAUCACAGCAGCUCACCAAUUGGUUAUUCGUCCAUGUCUGGAUUACACAGUAGCUUCAGCGGUAACAGUUACGUGGAUGGCCCAUUGUUGAGAAGAUACCGGAGCAGCAGCAGCUAUGUGCCAGGACAUGCCAGUACAUAUUCUGGUUAUUAUUGA
Molecule: messenger RNA, 1888 nt
Organism: Heterotrigona itama
Lineage: Eukaryota; Metazoa; Arthropoda; Insecta; Hymenoptera; Apidae
Source: the annotation of a GenBank genome assembly